Heteronotia binoei (common prickly gecko) is the source of this 1568-nucleotide messenger RNA. It is a transcript of the gene RCL1, whose product is annotated as RNA terminal phosphate cyclase like 1. Gene Ontology annotation, biological process: endonucleolytic cleavage of tricistronic rRNA transcript (SSU-rRNA, 5.8S rRNA, LSU-rRNA); ribosome biogenesis. Gene Ontology annotation, molecular function: RNA endonuclease activity. NCBI's taxonomy places the organism in Eukaryota, Metazoa, Chordata, Lepidosauria, Squamata, Gekkonidae. The record is from RefSeq and is a predicted model, not a curated record. Bases 296 to 1417 code for a protein of 373 amino acids. Gene Ontology annotation, cellular component: nucleolus. The transcript has 9 exons.
UUUUGAAUCUUGUCUAGCAUCACCUCGCCCUCAACGCUGCAGCCGCCGACCGCUGGCUGUAAAGCGCCGGCUCUUCCUCUCAAGCUCCGCCCCGUUCCCCUUUGACCCCAGCCGAUGUCUCUGCGUUCCAUCUUCCUGUUCCAAACCACGUGGACGCGCGCUGGGCACUGCGGGGCAACAACGGAGGUGCUGCGAUCAUAACAACGAGGCGAUUCGCCCGCUUGCGAGCGCGCGGCCAGCUUCCUGGCUUGUGGUUGGCGGCGCUCGUUGCUACCACCGCAGCAGCAACAACAACAUGGCGAGCCAGUCUCACUCCCUCAGUUACGCGGGGUGCAACUUUUUGCGGCAAAGGCUAGUGCUUUCCACGCUGAGCGGACGGGCAGUGAAAAUCCGCAAGAUCAGGGCCAAGGAUGACAACCCCGGCCUCAGAGAUUUUGAAGCAAACUUUAUAAGAUUGAUUGACAAAAUAACUAAUGGCUCUAGGAUUGAAAUAAACCAAACAGGUACUACUUUAUAUUACCAGCCUGGCCUGCUCUAUGGAGGGUCACUAGAGCAUGACUGUAGUCCCAACCGAAGUAUUGGUUAUUACUUGGAAAGUCUUCUCUGCUUGGCACCAUUCAUGAAACACCCUUUAAGAAUUGUCCUCAGAGGUGUAACAAAUGAUCAAGUAGAUCCUUCGGUGGAUAUUCUUAAAGCAACUGCACUGCCCUUAUUGAAAAGAUUUGGAAUUGAUGGUGAAGAGUUAGAAUUGAAAAUUACCAGGAGGGGUAUGCCACCCAAAGGAGGUGGUGAAGUGGUAUUUGUUUGUCCUGUUAAGAAAACAGUAAAGCCUGUUCAAUUUACUGACCCUGGCAAAAUUAAGCGUAUCAGAGGUGUGGCCUAUUCUGUGAGAGUUUCACCCCAGAUAGCAAAUCGAAUUGUGGAUUCUGCAAGGAGCAUCCUGAAUAAAUUCCUGCCAGAUAUUUACAUUUAUACAGAUCAUAUGAAGGGAACCAGCUCUGGGAAGUCUCCAGGUUUUGGAUUGUCCCUUGUGGCAGAGACGACCAGUGGUGCUUUCCUUAGUGCUGAGCUGGCCUCUAACCCACAGGGAGAGGGUGUCACUGUACUCCCAGAAGACCUUGGCACAAAUUGUGCAAAGUUACUUCUUGAAGAGAUUUACAGGGGAGGCUGUGUGGAUUCAACAAACCAAAGCUUAGUUCUCCUCCUCAUGACCCUUGGACAGCAGGAUGUUUCCAAAGUCCUGUUAGGAACACUCUCACCAUACACAAUUGAGUUUCUGCGACAUUUGAGAAGCUAUUUUCAGGUUAUGUUUAAAAUUGAAAUGAAAUCGUCUGAUGAAGAGCAUAAAGGUGGUGAAAAAGUCUUAAUGACCUGUGUUGGCAUUGGAUUUUCCAAUCUGAGCAAGACAGUAAAAUGAUAAAGAGCCUGAAGAUUUUAAUGAAACAUGAAUCUAUGCCUGUAUGUGAAAAAGUAAAAUCCCCUUACCUGUUACACAGAUGGUAUUGUUCUGUUAUGAAACCUUCAUGCAAUUUUAGUUUGCGCUGAAAAAAACUUACAAAUUGCUUUUG